UAUAUUUUAGAUUAAUAAGUUUCAUCUACAAACAGCCUACAUUUUAUAAUGUAACAUAGAUUCAAUUAAUUUCGUAUGAAAUUGUAUUUAAGAAUUUAAUUUAAAUUAAAUUUUAUACAAAUAAAGGAAUGCCUAUUUGAAUUAUUGUAGGAAUAAACCCCGUAGACGACAAUUUUGAAAGUCUAAAAAUCAUAUGUAUUAAUAUUUUAAUUACAAAAAUUACAGCAACAAAAAUUCACUUCUGUUGCCGUAAUAAUUGAAGCCAGAGGUACUGAAACGCACCUCAGUGCUCCACCCUAAUAAAAGGGCGUUCGGCAUAGUGUGUCACUCUUUAUAUAGUCACGCGGAGUUGCGCAGUGCAUAAUUGCGCAGCGCACGCUUUCUGAAGCUGCGCGGGACGCAAUAAAUUACGCAAUGGCGGCAAUCAACCCAACCGGUACGAUGAGUAAAGGAUGUUUAGGUAUUUUCUUCAUAUUUUCUUUCCCUUCUGUAUUGUAGUACUAUGAGGGAUAAAACUGUUUUCACAAUGAUAAACUAAUGCAUAGAAUUAAUAUAGAAUUUAAUGCUAGAAGUACUGACUAAUUUAUGAACAAUGUUUUUUAGCUGCUACAGAUCAUCUUAUACUAGUAAGGAAAACAACUGCAUAUUCGUUUUUAUUAUCAAGGCUUUAUGCAAUACUGAUGACACAAAGAAACGUCUGACCUUCAGUCCUGCAGUCCACGUGUGUCUUUGUAGAAAUAACGAAAAAUGCUACACCUCCACCGACUGUAGUAGUCUCGUAUCCAGUAAUUCUGCUAUGAGUUUAGAACCCUGUCAAUGCGCGGAAGAAAUAAUGUGGAACUGUAAUACUCCACCUAAACCAGGUUGCAAAUGGUUUAAUAAUUUUUCCGAGUUACGUCGACAGUGGAGUAAUCAUGCUCGUCGACAAAAUUGCAGGUGCUGCAAUUGCAAACUGCGCUAAUCAGGUGAUAAUUCUGGUUAAACUGUUAAUAUAACAAAAGUGGAAAAUGUUCGAGCUUAGGGGAACAGUAUGAGGACAUCCUGAAGCAUCUUUUUCGAUGCAAGAAGAGAUUUAUCAAAAAAUAUGACUUAGUUUAAAUAAAUUCUUAAAUAAUCGAAUCCAAAAAUAGCCACGAAAUUUUAUUUCCCUGAAGUGUUUUGAAAAUCAAAUAUUCCUCUGGUUAGAUAA
This is a messenger RNA of Megachile rotundata (alfalfa leafcutting bee), 1189 nucleotides long. RefSeq lists its product as uncharacterized. NCBI's taxonomy places the organism in Eukaryota, Metazoa, Arthropoda, Insecta, Hymenoptera, Megachilidae. The record is from RefSeq and is a predicted model, not a curated record.